GGCCAAAACGAGCGUUGGGAUGCGCAGGACUGAGCACCUCUAUCACGAUGGACAUUGGAUGGAUUUAAUUCCGUCAUAACAGUGCAAUAUAUGUUCAUUAGAAACUGUUUUGUUACAAAUCUGAAGAGGGAAAUAUGCAGGCGCCAUUAUGGUUCAGCACUCUGGACAGCGCACCCGAGUGCCUGAUCCGACUUAUUACUGGAGUUAUUUUUAUCUCUACGUGUUUAACAGACGAAGGAUCAUGCAACUGAUAACUUAUUCACCACAAACGGGGGAAAAUACAUCGCAAAAGGACUUCUGAAGUGAGAAAUGGACUUUGCGGAAAUUCUGUUUGCUUUGUGCAUCGUUGUGAUUGUGAUUGUUUCUUUGUUGUCGAACUUACUGGUGUUGGUAUGUUUCAUUCACAGCAGCGAAAUACGGCGCCAGGUGCCAGGGGUCUUUACCAUGAACUUGUCAUUUUGCAACAUACUGAUUUCUGUCCUGAAUAUGCCGUCCACUUUAGUUGGGAUUGUAAAGCACCAGCAGCCUUUUGGGCACUGCCUCUGUCGCACGCUCAGCUUUCUGGAUACCUUUUUGACAGCCAACAGCAUGCUGAGCAUGGCAGCACUCAGUAUAGACCGCUGGAUCGCCGUGGUUUUUCCGUUGAGUUACUCCAGCAAAAUGCGCUAUCGGGACGCGCUGGUCAUCGUGUGUUAUUCGUGGCUCCACUCGUUCACAUUUUCACUCAUUCCGCUGCUUUUUUCCUGGUUUGACUACAGUCCCAUUUACGCAUCCUGCACGUUGCAUUUGAGCCAGGAGAGCGCACGGAUUCAGUUUACUGUGUUUACCAUCGUCUUUCAUGCCACCAGCUUCAUGCUCUCGCUCGUGAUUUUGUGCGUUACAUACUUAAAGGUUUUAAAAGUUGCACGUUUUCACUGCAAGAGGAUUGACAUUAUAACCAUGCAGACCCUCUUCUUACUGGUAGAUAUUCAUCCAAGUGUUAAGCAGCGCUGUAUUGCUGAACAAAAGAGGAGGAAACAGCGCGCUACUAAGAAGAUUAGCAUUUUCAUUGGCUCUUUCAUCAUCUGUUUCGCCCCUUAUGUCAUCACAAGGUUGACGGAGCUGCUUCCCUUUGUAGAUGUCAAUCGGUAUUGGGGUAUUGUCAGCAAGUGUUUAACAUACAGCAAGGCAGCUUCAGAUCCAUUUGCCUACUCCCUCCUGCGGCAGCAGUACAAGAAGGUGUUGGUAACAGUGUCCAAUCGCUUGUUGAAGCGUGAUUUAUACCCUUCCUCUGGACACAGCAGCUCUAUGGACACAGAGAAUGACUACAGUCUUCAGAGAAUCAGCUAAACGUGAAAAAUGUGAAUGACCAAUUCUUUGAUUUGAAAGGUCUGUGUGAAUUCCAAGUGUGUGUGUGUGCACUUGUACAGCUGUUUUUGUGAGGCAGUAGGGUUGGUUUGAGUUUUAGAAAGUUAAGACAUUUUAACCGGUCCUCACUUUCUGAGACCCCUUUAAAGACCUGUUUGAGGGUCCAGACUUGGUUUUAGGGAUCAGGUUAUAAUUGGGUAAAGGUUAGGUUUAGGGUGAGUGUUUGGGUGAGGCACUAAGACCAAAAUGACAAGUAAGUUGUGCUAACCUAAAUCCAAGUUGAAACAACCUAAAUCCAAGUUGAAACAACAUAAAUUUAGUGAGACCAACAAAUGUUUAGUUGUUUAACCAUUUAACCAUUUAACCAUUUAACCAAGUUGUGCAAACUGAAUGAAAAUUGGCUCAACUAAGCAUUUUGUUAAAUCAACUUAUAUUUUUAAGGUAGCCAGGUUACUCUUUCAAGAAUAGUUCAUCUUACUUGUUGUUACGUUCAUUCAACUGGCUGAACUAUGCAAUUUGCCCACACAACUAAGUUUAAAUUUAUAAUUACAAGUUGUAUAAACUGAAUAAAAAAAUGGCUAAACUAAGCAUUUUGUUGAAUGAACUCAUAUUUUUAAGGCAGCCAGGUUACUUUUUCAAGAAUAGGUUAUCUUACUUGUAAUGUUAAGUUCAUUUAGCUGGCUGAACUAUGCAAUUUGCCUAUACAACUUAGUUUAAAUUUAUAAUCAUAAGUUGUGCAAACUAAAUAAAAAUUGGCUAAACUAAGCAUUUUGCUGAAUCAACUUACAUUUUUAAGGCAGCCAGGUUACUUUUUCAAGAAAAGUUCAUCUUACUUGUAAUGUUAAGUUCAUUCAGCUGGAUGAACUAUGUAAUUUGCCCAUACAACUCAAGUUUCUAUUUACAACAGUAUUGCAGAAAAUAGCCUCGUGGACACUGAAGAACAUGCAGAAGGAUAUUUUAUUUGAAUUCAAAAUAGACAGCCUCCUACUUAGUAUUACUGUGUUUAGUAUUAAAACAACCUAACUUUAAAAAACAUAGAUGAACAUUCACAUUUCAGUUCUGUGUGACAACUGCAGUAAAUUUUUACAUUCCUUUCACUAAUGCACAUUUAAUCAAAAGAACAGAUUAGGGAUUUUAAAUUUCCCAGCUCAAUAUAAGUCAGAGUUCAGGACAUGCAUUAAAGUACAUAAUUUUAUUUUAUUUUAAUUUUUUUUAAAAGAGAAAUAAAAAGAGAAAAAAAAAAGUGUUUUGUACAAAGUGCAAAAACCAACAACAACAACAACAACAACAACAACAACAAAAAAACAAAAUCAAACAAACAAACAAAAAACAGCCUACUUCUUGCAGAGUAGCAUGUUGCGUAGCCUGUAACAACACUAAGAACAGCUGCUCCCACCAAUGUUCAUGAAAAAUGU
Molecule: messenger RNA, 2762 nt
Organism: Labeo rohita (rohu)
Lineage: Eukaryota; Metazoa; Chordata; Actinopteri; Cypriniformes; Cyprinidae
Gene: gpr78b
Product: G protein-coupled receptor 78b
Exons: 3
Coding region: 310-1329 (339 amino acids)
Biological process (GO): adenylate cyclase-activating G protein-coupled receptor signaling pathway
Cellular component (GO): membrane
Molecular function (GO): G protein-coupled receptor activity
Source: RefSeq, a predicted model, not a curated record